Messenger RNA from Entrophospora candida, 1107 nucleotides. NCBI's taxonomy places the organism in Eukaryota, Fungi, Glomeromycota, Glomeromycetes, Entrophosporales, Entrophosporaceae. The record is from the annotation of a GenBank genome assembly.
AUGGCCAAUGUACAUACAUUACCCGAUAUCAAAGGUCAUCGACUUGGUAGUAUGCGUGAACAGGAACUCGAAAAAAAAUUACCUUACUCUCUCAAAUCCAAAGCUGAGAUUAAUGAUCUUAGUGAGAAAUUGCAAGUUAAAUACUCUAUGCAAACAAAAGACUUUGGUCAGGAGAAAAAACGGCGGAAUCGUGAAUCAAUACAAAAUAAUAAUGAGAUUAGAAGUAUCAUGGAUUCAUGUCCAAAUAUAAUCCAUCUAGAUUUCAAAAGUAGUGAAGGUUUCAGCAAUAAAGCACUAAUUAUAAUAGCUGAAUCAUAUCCGAAUUUGAAAUAUCUUAAUUUAUGGAAAAACAAAAUAAUAACCGAUAAAGGACUUUCUACAAUUGCACAAUUAUGUUAUAAAUUGGAAUAUCUAAACAUUUCUUACUGUAAAUCUAUAACUGAUGAAUCCUUAAUAAAAAUUGCAGAAUCGUGUCAGAAUUUGGAAGAAUUUUACUUUAGUGGAGCACAUUGGAUUACUGAUAAAUCAAUAAGUUGCAUCAUAAACCAAUGUCCAAAAUUACGAUGUCUUGAUAUUGCAUUUAGUCACGGUAAAAUUGAAGAUACUAGUUUGUUAACACGAAGAUCACUCAGCAUGGAAUAUCUUGAUUUUAGUGGUGUCAUGGCUUUUCAAAAAAACGCAUAUAUUUCAGCUAUCAUUAGAUCUUCUCCGAAUUUAAAACAUUUCGAUAUAAGUGGUAAUGAUAUAGGCAAUGAUCUUAUUGAUACAAUAGCUACAUGUCAUAAAUUGGAAUAUCUUGAACUUGAUGGGAAUGAUUUCAUUACUAAUUCAUCAAUUUGCAAUGUUAUUUGCUCUUGUCCUAAACUUCAGCAUCUCGCACUUGCUUAUUGUAAAAUCUCUAACACAACUAUCAGAGAAAUCACCGGUUCAUGUCCUGAUUUAAAAUACCUUGAUUUGGAGGGUGUUGAAAAUAUCAAUAAAAAAACUAUAAAACAACUUAACCCAAAUAUUCAUAUCGAUAAUUUCAAUGAAGAAUAUUGUGAUUGGCCUGAUUCUGAGACCGACUCUUCUAAUUCUGAUUCAGAAGAUGAACUCCCCCACUUAUAA